Oryza sativa Japonica Group (Japanese rice) is the source of this 1764-nucleotide messenger RNA. RefSeq names its product peroxisomal adenine nucleotide carrier 1. Gene Ontology annotation, molecular function: ATP transmembrane transporter activity; ADP transmembrane transporter activity. Gene Ontology annotation, biological process: peroxisome organization; ATP transport; ADP transport. NCBI's taxonomy places the organism in Eukaryota, Viridiplantae, Streptophyta, Magnoliopsida, Poales, Poaceae. Gene Ontology annotation, cellular component: peroxisomal membrane. The record is from RefSeq and is a predicted model, not a curated record.
CGACUCCGCGCCGCGGCGGCCGUCUCGUCCUCUCUCCACAUCAUCCCCGUUCCCUCGCACACCACAGCGCGCGCCCGCCCGCCAGCCAUCCCGCUGCCGUGCCGUCUCCAUCUUCUAUCCCUCCUCCUGCUGCUGCUGCUGCUGCUACUUACCCCGCGAUUUCUCUUCCUCUUAUUACUCUUCCUCUCGGCUCUCGCUCGCUCGCUCCCCGCGCGAUUUCUCCACGCCGCACGCCGCUCGCGAGUUAGGGAUCGAUCUCGUCGGGGGCGGGCGGGAGAGGGAGAGGGAGGAGAGAUGGCGGGGGAUGGUGUGGACUGGGAGAGCGUGGCGGAGGCCACGUCCGGGGCGGUGGGCGCGCUCGUCAGCACCACCGUGCUCUACCCGCUCGACACCUGCAAGACCAAGUUCCAGGCCGAGCUCCAGACGCAGCCGGGCGCGCACAAGUACAGGAAUCUUUCAGAUGUCUUUUGGGAAGCUGUUCAGAAAAGACAAAUUCUAUCCCUAUAUCAGGGCCUUAAGACAAAGAACAUCCAAUCUUUCAUUUCACAAUUCGUUUACUUUUAUGGCUAUAGCUACUUUAAAAGACUCUACUUGGAGAAGAGUGGAGCAAAGUCUAUCGGCACAAAAGCGAACUUGUUAGUUGCAGCUGCUGCUGGUGCUUGCACAGUUGUUGUUACUCAGCCACUAGAUACAGCAUCUUCUAGAAUGCAAACAAGUGCCUUUGGAAAGUCCAAAGGGCUGCGGGCAACUCUUGCCGAAGGCACUUGGCUUGAGGCAUUUGAUGGCUUGGGAAUUUCUCUUAUACUAACGUGUAAUCCUUCUAUUCAGUAUACUGUAUUUGAUCAGCUCAAGCAGAAGCUAAUUCAGAGACAGAGACGUAAAAAUGCAGAAGCAGGGGGUGGUUCUUCACCAGUUGCUCUUUCUGCUUUCUCAGCAUUUCUCCUUGGUGCCAUCUCAAAAAGUGUUGCUACAAUAUUAACCUACCCACUAAUCAGGUGCAAGGUCAUGAUUCAGGCUGCAGACCCUGAUGAGGAUGAUGACGAUGAAUCUGAAAGGCCAGGAAAAUCAAAAUCUCCCAAAACAAUGUUGGGCGCUUUGCAUGCCAUGUGGAGCAAGGAAGGCAUCCCAGGCUUCUUCAAAGGAUUACAUGCUCAGAUACUCAAGACUGUCCUGAGUUCUGCAUUGCUGCUGAUGAUAAAGGAGAAGAUUUCAAGAUUUACUUGGAUUUCACUGCUUGCCCUGCGGCGAUAUCUCUUUGUUUCUCAGAAGAGAAUCAAGAGUGCAUAACUUUUAUCAUUAUCCCUUCGUAAAGAAAAUGUAAUCCAUGUGGUAUUGCGGUAUUUUGAGAUCCUGUACCAAAGAAUAAGUCUCAGGAAUAAGGAACAGAUACAGAAAAGCAAAACAUCACGUCAUACAUGUGGGGUCUUUUUAAUAGCGUCAGGGAAUGUUUCUGAAUAAAUUCGUUUGUUUCUUCUUUUACCCCUGAAUGUCUACAGCUAUUGAAAUGAAAUAGGUGUUCCACAGAUCGAAUUAGUUGUAGUGACUACGUAUAGUAUGUAGCGUGUAAACAUAUCAGUUCUGUUCAUAUUCCUUCUUUCUUUGCUGGAAAUGAAUCAGUUGCAAUAAAUUUAUCUUGUAAUGUCAGAUGUCUAGUGUAGAGUACUAGAGUUCUGCCAGAACUCAGCAGCCGAAGGCAUUGUAUGUGCACCAAAAAAAAAAUGAAAGAUGGUGUUUACACUUCUUGCAGUUGCAGGAGUGGUGGUA